UAUUAGGCUAGCCCCUUUUUGACCAAGUGUCAGAGUGAUUGAAUUGAUUCAAGUUCCACAAGUCGCGGUUCUUCAUCUUAGACAUAAUUUGCGUUUUCAGAUGGAAAAUUUACAAGUUCUUUCUCCGAAUAUCCAGUUACCUUAAUUAAUCAAGCGAUGUAUUCCAUGCCUUGUUAACGUUCUUAACGCGGUGGUUUUUGUGUAGAAUUGGGACAAUUGAUUUACGCCGAAUACUCGACCUUCCCUUGCUCUGCGGCGAUCCCAUACUCGACUUACCGUCAAGAUGACCUUCCUCGCGACCUUGGCCAGCUAUGCGGCCCCUAUAUUCUUGAUUCUGUCUCCGAUAUUGUCCUACACAGAUCAAGCGGUUGCCAUGCAUAGGGCAAGAUCAAGUGCUGGGUUCUCUCUGGAUAUCCCUCUUAUCAUGCUUGUCGCAUCGAUAUUCAGGAUAUUUUACUACCCAGGCGCGAAAUUUGAUCAGGCCCUAUUAAUCCAGUCGUUUUGCAACAUUUUUAUACAACUCAUCCUUCUGAAAAUUGCUCUCGACCACCGACCGCCACCAUCAUCGAAGGGGGGUGAUGCUGCGCUUCCUUUUGCAGGCGCCCAGGAUGGGUUCGGAGGGUUUCAACGACCAUAUAAUUUCUGGCAGUGGCGCUCGCCAAAGCCUUAUUGGCAAUUUUUAUUGUCCCUAUUUAUUAGUUUAACUAUACUCGAGUUAUUAAUUGCGCCGUUCCAAUCAUUCUAUUCCGGGUAUUCCGCCUUAAUAGGUUAUAUCGGUCUGUCUGUGGAAGCAACAUUGCCCAUCCCGCAGCUGGUUGCCAACUCGCGUUCUAAAUCUUGCAAAGGGUUUCGUUUCUCUGUGUUGGCAAGUUGGCUGGUCGGAGACGCUAUGAAGAUGUUUUGGUUCUUCACGUCCACUUCCGCUAUUCCAUGGUCCUUCAAACUCUGUGGCAUCUUCCAAGCCGGUUGCGACUUUCUCAUCGGUGUCCAGUAUUUGAUGUACGGUGACCAGCAACCAACUAUGAAGGCGCAACAGGGGUGGCCAUAUCCAAGCGGUAAGCCGCAUUUGACCGGCUCAUUCAAUAGCGGGCGACAAACGCCAACCGGAAGAGGGACUCCGUUAGGCGAGAAGACGAUUUAGAUGAACAACUUGGAACCUCACGACUUACUCAAUCUGCUCUAAUCUAACGUAUUAGAGGUUAGCUCUCAUAUAGACAAAUAAUGAUAUAAUGAAGAAAGUAGUAUGAUUGAAAAUGAAGCCUAGAAUUUCG
Annulohypoxylon maeteangense is the source of this 1271-nucleotide messenger RNA. RefSeq lists its product as uncharacterized. The record is from RefSeq and is a predicted model, not a curated record. Bases 284 to 1141 code for a protein of 285 amino acids. The transcript has 3 exons. Gene Ontology annotation, biological process: retrograde transport, endosome to Golgi; phospholipid translocation. Gene Ontology annotation, cellular component: trans-Golgi network; endosome. NCBI's taxonomy places the organism in Eukaryota, Fungi, Ascomycota, Sordariomycetes, Xylariales, Hypoxylaceae.